Molecule: messenger RNA, 1589 nt
Organism: Phragmites australis (common reed)
Lineage: Eukaryota; Viridiplantae; Streptophyta; Magnoliopsida; Poales; Poaceae
Product: probable sugar phosphate/phosphate translocator At2g25520
Exons: 2
Coding region: 143-1216 (357 amino acids)
Cellular component (GO): trans-Golgi network; endosome; Golgi apparatus
Molecular function (GO): antiporter activity
Source: RefSeq, a predicted model, not a curated record
CCUCCUCCCCUCGUCUCUCCCCAAAUCCUCAGAUCCGCCUCCUCCUCCCCCUCGCGCCUCCACAACCCCAGCCCACCCCUCGGAUCCAGAUCCGCCGCCACCUCCUCGUCCACCACCGCGAAAACCAGCAGGAGGCGGCGGCAUGGGGCGAGACGGCGGCGGCGGUGGCGCCGGCGGCAUGUCGGAGUCGGUGCUCCGGAAGGUGCUCCUCUCCUACUGCUACGUCGCCGUGUGGAUCUUCCUUUCCUUCUCCGUCAUCGUCUACAACAAGUACAUCCUCGACCCCAAGAUGUACAACUGGCCCUUCCCCAUCUCGCUCACCAUGGUGCACAUGGCCUUCUGCUCCUCCCUCGCCGUCGCGCUCGUGCGCGUCCUCCGCGUCGUCGACCUCCCCACCUCGCCCGCCAUGACGCCACAGCUCUACACAUCCUCCGUCGUCCCCAUCGGCGCACUAUACGCCAUGUCGCUCUGGUUCUCCAACUCCGCCUACAUCUACCUCUCCGUGUCCUUCAUCCAGAUGCUCAAGGCGCUCAUGCCCGUCGCAGUCUACUCCAUCGGUGUGCUCUUCAAGAAGGAGACCUUCAGGUCUUCCUCCAUGCUAAACAUGCUCUCCAUCUCCUUUGGCGUCGCCAUCGCCGCCUACGGCGAGGCGCGAUUCGACGUCCGCGGCGUCGCGCUGCAGCUCGCCGCCGUCGCCUUCGAAGCCACGCGGCUCGUGCUUAUCCAGAUCCUUCUCACCUCCAAGGGCAUCUCGCUCAACCCCAUCACCUCGCUCUACUACGUCGCGCCAUGCUGCCUCUGCUUCCUUGUCGUGCCCUGGGUCUUCGUCGAGCUGCCCAGGCUUCGCGCCGUCGGCACGUUCCAGCCGGACUUAUUCGUGUUCGGGACCAACUCGAUCUGCGCUUUUGCGCUGAACCUCGCGGUGUUCCUGCUUGUCGGCAAGACCUCCGCGCUGACCAUGAACGUCGCCGGAGUGGUGAAGGACUGGCUGCUGAUUGCCUUCUCGUGGUCCGUGAUCCGGGACACGGUUACCCCGAUCAACCUGUUCGGCUACGGGAUCGCGUUCUUGGGGGUGGCCUACUACAACCAUGUCAAGCUGCAGGCGCUCAAGGCCAAGGAGGCGCAGAAGAAGGCGGCGCAGGCCGACGAGGAGGCUGGUUCUCUCUUGCAGGAGCGCGAUGGGCACGGUGAUCGCAAGAGCGACAACCAGGCUUAGAGUGCGAGAUCUGACCCUUGCUUGCCCAUAUUGGAUGUUGUACAGGGAUCUGGUGCAAGGUGCAAAGACUGUAGUUUGGUCUACGGUUGCUUUCAAGGAGGUGUAUGCCAGUUUCUUUCACUUCUUUAACUUUAGUUGGAUCUGAAGAGCAAAUCAGUAGUAUUUAUUGGCUUAGGAAAUAUGCACCUACUUCCUGGAGAUCUUUACCCCGUUAUUUAUUUAGCUGUUUUUGUUCCACAGAAAGGCAGCCUUGCUACCUCUCUCUUGCCCAUUCCCUUAAAUUUAUUUGUUCUAGUAGCAUAGGGACUAAAAAUGUACUGCUACCGAUUGAUAAUUGGGUGGCUAUUUUCUAUAUAUAAUGAGCUUACUGUAA